This is a messenger RNA of Hydractinia symbiolongicarpus, 1391 nucleotides long. Its product is annotated as gelsolin-like protein 1. Bases 106 to 1176 code for a protein of 356 amino acids. Gene Ontology annotation, molecular function: actin filament binding. NCBI's taxonomy places the organism in Eukaryota, Metazoa, Cnidaria, Hydrozoa, Anthoathecata, Hydractiniidae. The transcript is spliced from 8 exons. The record is from RefSeq and is a predicted model, not a curated record.
CGUCCUCUUCUCUAAACUGUUACGAGCGAAGAGGAGUGGCAAAAGAACUUUAAAAAGUUUUUCCUUGACCUAUUUUUUUACUUGUCGACAACUCACAAAACCAAGAUGAUAAAAGCAAAGAAAUAUGACUGGACUGAUUCCAACAUGGCCUUGUUUGGCUCAGACACAGAUAAAAAGGUAAAAAAAGAAUCUGCAGAAACUGAACCAGCAUGGAAGGGAGCUGGGGACAAAGUUGGAGUGCAAAUUUGGAGGAUUGUAAAAUUUAAGGUAACACAUUGGGAUAAAGAGCAAUAUGGUGAAUUCUACAAUGGGGAUUCGUACAUUAUUUUGAAUACAUACAAAGAGCCUGAAGGCGAUGAAUUAAAAUAUGAUGUUCAUUUCUGGAUUGGUAAACAUUCCACGCAAGAUGAGUAUGGUACUGCUGCAUACAAAACCGUUGAGUUGGAUACUUUGUUGGAUGAUAAACCUGUCCAACAUCGUGAAGUGCAAGGACAUGAAACAAAGCUAUUCAAGUCUUACUUUACCUCUUUAACAUUAUUAAAGGGAGGUGCUGAAACUGGUUUUCGCCGAGUGCUUCCAGAAUCUUACAAAACAAGAUUGUUUCAUGUUAAAAAAGCAGGAAGAAAAAUCACAAGCACGGAAAUUAGUCCAAAGAAAGGAAAUCUGACAUCUGAAGAUGUCUUUAUUAUUGACUCUGGAACUACAAUUUACCAAUAUAAUGGCUCGAAAUGCAGUCAUGAUGAAAAGUUUAAAGCUGCUCAAGAAUGUGCUCGUAUUCGAUCACAACGUGGGGGUAAGGUUAGAGUUGAAACCUUAGAAGAAAAUUCAACAUCUCCAGAACAUCCUGCUCUUAUGAAUUUAAAAGAUGGUGAAAGCAAAGCAAAACCUGAUGUCAAAGGUAAACGUGAAAUGUUUAGAGUCAGUGAUGCAGAUGGCAGUCUUGAUUUGGAUCCAGUUGAUGGAUAUUCAAAGGACCUUUUGACAUCUGAUGAUGUGUAUGUGAUCAACACUGGUGAUCAUUGUUAUUGUUGGGUUGGAAAAGGUGCAAGUAUUGAUGAGCGAAAGAAUGGUUUGUCAUAUGCCUCAAAUUAUUUGAACAAGACCGAAACACCAUGGCUUCCAAUUACUGUGAUAGCAGAAGGCAAAGAGACUUCUGAUUUCCAAGCUGCUUUUUAAAAUGGAUCAAAGUAUGGUGCUUUGAAUAGUUAUUUAAUUUGUAAAGAUUUGAUUGUCGCAUAACACAUACACACUCCGUGGACACAUCACUGAGGGCAUGUAAUGUACGGUCAAGAAUUGUGAUGUACGGUCAAGACGUUGUCGCUUUGUAAAAUUACAUUUGUAAACAUAAAUUUAGUAUCACCUGGAGAAAAUAAACUUAUUUUUAUUGUGAA